AGAAGAACGAGCCUCAGAAGUGAAGGUGCAAAAUCCCGUGUGCUAGCAUCAUUGGCUAGCAGUUGUGAAUUUACGGACAACAUGGACUGGAAUCAGACCUGGUUGAGUCCAUUGGUUCGGGACACUGAGGUGACCCGUGCUGCCCGCAGAAAGAGUUCACACAAAAAAGUUGCAUUCCCACUGGCACAGGAUGAGACUCCUGGCACCAGCACUACCCCUGCUAGACCACUACUGCGCCAAACACCUGGAUCUCUCCUCAAACAAACUUUCACCCCAAGAAGUGCCCUCAGGAACCCAGAUGUGUCGGCCAUCCUCGGGACAGGAAGCAGAACUCCUCGUUUCGUUAACACACCCCGUACUAAAGGCAGUCUGAGCAUGAACUUGGAUGACAGUGAUUGGACGAACAGUCUUUACCCGUCUCCUCUGUCUGGACUGGUGGACACCAGCUUCACUGAGGAUGUCAGCAUGAGCGCUCUCAUGCUAAAGGAAGAUGAUCCCGGAGAGGCUGCUUCUCUCGGUUUGUUUCCUGAUUUUUUGCAGUCAUAUUUACGUCAUGCAUCCACAGAUGUGUUUGAUGUGUUUGAUGAGUAUGAGGCUCUCUGUCAAGAUAAGAUGCCCACUGAGAGUGAGAAGGAAGUAAUGGAGCAGUUCUUCCAGAAGGGCAAUAUGGUGCGACAGAGCCAGCUGGUGGUGGAUUGGUUGGAGAGUAUCGCCAAAGAUGAGAUAGGAGACUUCUCUGAUAACAUUGAAUACUAUGCCAAAUCUGUGUACUGGGAGAACACGCUCCACACCCUGAAGCUGAGGAGGAAUCAGUCCAGUGGUGGUUUUAGCAGGCCACUGGUCACAGAACUGGAUCCCGAUGCUCCCAUCAGACAGAAGAGACCACUGGCAGACCUGGACAGAGAGGACGACACUCGCCUGCUCAAAAACCUCUUUAACCUCAUACGGGCUGGCAUGACUGAUGAGAUGCCCACUGAGAGUGAGAAGGCAGUAAUGGAGCAGUUCUUCCAGAAGGACAGUAUGGUGCGACAGAGCCAGCUGGUGGUGGAUUGGUUGGAGAGUAUCGCCAAAGAUGAGAUAGGAGACUUCUCUGAUAACAUUGAAUACUAUGCCAAAUCUGUGUACUGGGAGAACACGCUCCACACCCUGAAGCUGAGGAGGAAUCAGUCCAGUGGUGGUUUUAGCAGGCCACUGGUCACAGAACUGGAUCCCGAUGCUCCCAUCAGACAGAAGAGACCACUGGCAGACCUGGACAGAGAGGACGACACUCGCCUGCUCAAAAAUCUCUUUAACCUCAUACGAGCUGGCAUGACUGAUGAGGCUCAGAGGCUGUGUAAGCGCUGUGGUCAGGCCUGGCGUGCUGCCACUCUGGAAGGCUGGAAACUGUAUCAUGACCCCAACAUCAACGGAGGAGGUGGAGAGCUUCAGGCGGUGGAGGGGAAUCCUCAUCGAAGCGUGUGGAAGGUUUGCUGUUGGAGAAUGGCAGAGGAGGAGCAGUUCAACAAAUAUGAAAGAGCCAUCUAUGCUGCACUGAGUGGAAACCUCAAACAGCUGUUACCCGUGUGUGAGUCGUGGGAGGACACAGUGUGGGCGUAUUUCCGGGUGAUGGUGGACACUCUGGUAGAGCAGGAAAUCUGUUCUUCUGGUCUGGGCAGUGAAGAGCUGGAGGAGCUGCCCAGAGAGUUCCUAGAGACCAAUUGGACAUUGGAGAAAGUCUUUGAAGAGCUUCAAGCAACAGAAUCCAAAAGGGUUCUGGAUGCAACUAAGGAACAUUACCAUUUGAUUCAGAAGCUUGUUAUUCUUGGAGAUCUUGAUGGUCUUCUGGAGGAGUUCAGUGAUUGGUUGGGAAGAAGUACAGCUUUGCCAGCUCAUCUGUUGCGCUUCAUGUCACAUUUAGUGUUGUUUUAUCGCAGUUUGGGCAUGCAACUCAAGGUGGAGGUGUGUGUAGAUGUCCUGAAGGCCUACAUCUCCCUGUUAGUAAAGGAAAAGCAGGUGGAUCUCAUUGCAUUUUAUGUAAGUCACCUUCCUGCUGACAUGGCUGUGUCACAAUACGCUCAGUUCCUGGAGGAAGUCACGGAGACUGAGCAGCGCAAACACUGUCUGGAGCUGGCAACACAAGCAGGUUUGGAUGUAGCAGCAAUCACAAAAACCGUAGUAGAGACCAUCAGAGAGAGAGACACAGAUGAGUUUGCCCACCAUGACCUGACCCCUGCACUAGAUACAGCAACUACCGUGGAGGAUCAGCAGAAGAUUGAUGUCAUUGACUGGCUGGUGUUUGAUCCCGCCCAGCGAGCUGAAGCCCUUAAACAGAGCAAUGCCAUCAUGAGGAAGUUCUUAGCAUCUAAGAAGCAUGACGCUGCUAAGAUGGUCUUCGCCAAAGUGCCGGAAGAUUCCAUGCGGGAAAUCUACCGCCAGUGGGAGGAGCAGGGCAUGGACACGCCCCUUCCUGCAGAGGAGGAGAAUGCUAUUCGUGAGCAUCUGUGCAUCCGUGCCUAUCUGGAAGCUCACGAAGCGUUUAAUGAGUGGUUCAAGCACAUGAACUGUCCUCCGGUGAAACCCACAGCACCUGCUCAAGCGAAGUUUACAGAGAAGGUGGCCCAUGAGAUGAAAGAAGCAGAGUACAAGGUAGAGUAUGAGAACUGGCAGGGCCGUCUGGGAGCGCUGACAGAGGAUGUGAAGGAGAGGAUCUAUAAUGUGCUGCUGUUUGUAGAUGGAGGCUGGAUGGUGGAUGUCAGAGAGGACACUGAGGAAGACUCUGAGCGCUCUCAUCAGAUGACUCUGCUGCGGCAUUUGUGUCUGCCCAUGAUGUCUUUCCUCCUUUUAACCGUACUGCAGCGCACUGAGCGCCACCAGGAGAGUCUGCGUCUGGCUGACAUCAUCACGUCUGACCAACACAGACUCUAUGAGGUUUUCUCUAAAGACGAGCUGCAGAAGUUUCUCCAGAAGAUGAGGGAAUCCUCUCUACUCCUGCUGGAUAAAGGGCUGGAUCCGCUUGGAUAUGAGAUUCAGCCCUAGACACUGUUUGUUUCUAAUGCUGUUUAUGUCCUCAGAAAAAAAUAAAAGCUUUGUAAUUUUGUAUUUGAAUAAAGAUGAAUUGUUUUGAAUUUGGUGAAUUGUUCAAGUGGAGAAUCACACUAUUUCAUCUUCUUCAAGAGUAAUGCAUUUCUUUCAAUUUGUAUCAUUUCUUUUUUGUCCAGUCUUCCAUAUUAAAUAGAAUA
This is a messenger RNA of Sinocyclocheilus rhinocerous, 3218 nucleotides long. Its product is annotated as nuclear pore complex protein Nup107-like. Bases 82 to 3015 code for a protein of 977 amino acids. Lineage: Eukaryota; Metazoa; Chordata; Actinopteri; Cypriniformes; Cyprinidae. Gene Ontology annotation, molecular function: structural constituent of nuclear pore. Gene Ontology annotation, biological process: protein import into nucleus; mRNA export from nucleus; post-transcriptional tethering of RNA polymerase II gene DNA at nuclear periphery. Gene Ontology annotation, cellular component: nuclear pore; nuclear pore outer ring. The record is from RefSeq and is a predicted model, not a curated record. The transcript is spliced from 27 exons.